Triticum dicoccoides is the source of this 1564-nucleotide messenger RNA. RefSeq names its product branched-chain-amino-acid aminotransferase 2, chloroplastic-like. Bases 1 to 1200 code for a protein of 399 amino acids. Gene Ontology annotation, molecular function: branched-chain-amino-acid:2-oxoglutarate transaminase activity. The transcript has 7 exons. Gene Ontology annotation, biological process: branched-chain amino acid metabolic process. The record is from RefSeq and is a predicted model, not a curated record. NCBI's taxonomy places the organism in Eukaryota, Viridiplantae, Streptophyta, Magnoliopsida, Poales, Poaceae.
AUGGCUGUGCUGUCGUCUGCGAGGCGCCUCCUCCCGUGGGGCCGCGCCCCGGCCGGCGGGGUCAGCGGCGGCCUCCGAGCUCUACUCGGGACGGACGGAGGCGGCGGCCGCUCUCUUCUCCCGUCCCGGUGGAAGUCGUCGCAGCCGCAGCUGGACCCCGUCGACAGGUCCGACGAGGAGGGCGGCGGCGACAUCGACUGGGACAACCUCGGCUUCGGGCUCACCCCGACCGACUACAUGUACGUCAUGCGGUGCUCGCAGGAGGAGGGCGGCUUCUCCCGCGGCGAGCUCGCCCGCUACGGCAACAUCGAGCUCAGCCCCUCCUCCGGCGUGCUCAACUACGGGCAGGGGCUGUUCGAGGGGCUCAAGGCGUACCGGAGGGCGGACGGGCCCGGGUACAUGCUGUUCCGGCCGGAGGAGAACGCGCGGCGGAUGCAGCACGGCGCCGGGCGCAUGUGCAUGCCGGCCCCGUCCGUCGAGCAGUUCGUGCACGCCGUCAAGCAGACCGUCCUCGCCAACAGGCGCUGGGUGCCGCCGCAGGGAAAGGGGGCGCUGUACCUCAGGCCGCUGCUCAUCGGGAGCGGGGCGAUCCUCGGGCUGGCGCCGGCGCCCGAGUAUACCUUCAUGAUCUACGCGGCGCCCGUGGGCACAUAUUUCAAGGAAGGCAUGGCGGCGAUAAACCUGCUGGUCGAGGAGGAGAUCCACCGCGCCAUGCCGGGCGGCACCGGCGGGGUCAAGACCAUCUCCAACUACGCGCCGGUGCUCAAGGCGCAGAUGGACGCGAGGAGCAAGGGGUUCGCGGACGUGCUGUACCUGGACUCGGUCCACAAGAGGUACGUGGAGGAGGCCUCCUCCUGCAACCUCUUCGUCGUGAAGGGCGGCGCCGUCGCGACGCCGGCGACGGAGGGGACCAUCCUGCCGGGGGUCACGCGUCGGAGCAUCAUCGAGCUCGCCAGAGACAGCGGCUACCAGGUCGAAGAGCGCCUCGUCUCCAUCGACGAUCUCGUCAGUGCCGACGAAGUGUUCUGCACGGGAACGGCCGUCGGCGUCACCCCGGUGUCCACCAUCACCUACCAAGGGACAAGGUACGAGUUCAGGACCGGGGAGGACACGUUGUCGAAGAAGCUUUACACGGCUCUGACGUCGAUCCAGAUGGGCCUGGCGGAGGACAAGAAGGGAUGGACGGUCGCGGUUGAUUGAGUAGGAUAACAGCGUGGGCGCAUGCGGCGCCGGAAGCAUUCAUCAGCAUUUCUUAUCAUGUCUUGCCUAUGUGAAUAAUAAUAGUGAUGGUGAUGAUAUCUCGGGGAUGUCUCGGCCCGAAGGGUGAUGGUUUCUCUGAUGCUACUGAUUUUUUGGGAAAUAUGGAAAGAGAGAAAUGCACGUGUGUUCCGUAACAACGCAGUUCCCGUGGGUGUUCUUGUUGCUCGAACUAAAAAGGAAGCUUCUCUGUGGGGUGACAUUUUUGUGUAAUAUUAUGCUGAGAGUGAGGCUUGUAAUUCGGCCCCUGGCCUAGACCCUAAAAAGAUUCUUCUUAUUCAACGAAAAUGGUAAGCCUUUUGCCUUG